Messenger RNA from Salvelinus sp. IW2-2015, 2244 nucleotides. Its product is annotated as zinc finger protein 25-like. Lineage: Eukaryota; Metazoa; Chordata; Actinopteri; Salmoniformes; Salmonidae. The record is from RefSeq and is a predicted model, not a curated record.
UAAGGCACCUCUACAUCAGAGUUGAACUGCGAGGGGCAAAAAGAGCUAGGUUUGCUACCAAAACACCUAAAUAUAUCACUUUUGCAACGAACUGUCUAAAUAAAUUGACGUUUCACUAUAACAAUGCCUAAAACAUCUGGAUUUCCAUGAUUUUAUAUUUUUUUAUCAUCAAAGUCACUCUUUAAAUGUCUGCUUUAGUAGUACUUUGGCGUUUUUGGUUGUGAGCAUAUUCAUUAUGAGUGUGUUUUAGCAGGCUGAAGAUUUUGAUAACCACUUGCUGACAGCCCUAGCCAGGAGUCCUCCACGAAAAGGGUCGGCUGCGGAGCGGUUGUUAAACAGACGGUUAAAAGACAUACCUGAACUGAGCGCGGCCGGGUCAGGGUAUGGUUGUGGUUCAGUGGGGCGGGGGCUGAGGAAGACCCAUGGUAGUCUGUUGUGCACAUUCAAACAAGAAAAUCCGGAACCCCAGAGCAGUGUCUUAUUAGACAAGAAUGUCUUGAGGCACAGCACAAGACAAGGAAAAGAUUGUGACUUACAAAGCAAACACAGAGAGGGGACACAUGGGAAAACGAGUGACAUAGUGAAAAAGAAGGUAGGAAGGAGAAGAAAGCAUUUAAAAAUGGAACCUAAUGCAGAGGAAGAAGCAACAACCAGUGGAACUGACAAGAGUUUCUGCUGCAAAUACUGUGGGAAGGGCUUUCACAGAGAGUUUGGCCUUUCUGUGCACAUGAGGUCUCAUAACAAGGGGACAUACAAAUGUCCUAAGUGUCCCAAAAAGUUUCCGUAUCCAAGUGCACUCCGUGUGCACACAUUGAACAGCCACGGCAAAACAGAAAAGAACAAACCUUGCUCUAACGUUAAAGAAAAGUCGAACUCUAUCAACCACAAAGUGAAAUCCCUCUCCCCCAGCAGAACAAAGCCUACUUCCCCCAACAACAAACCUCUUUCUUCCAGCAAGGCCAAACCUCUACCACCCAAAGACAAACCUACCUCCCCCAACAACAAAGAUGGCUCCCCUAAAGGCAGCACACAUCCACAACUUUAUUCUUGUCACGUUUGCCAUAAGGAGUACACUUCUGCAAGUUCCCUGCAGGUCCACGAACGCAUUCACACAGGUGAGAGACCGUACCCUUGUAACCAGUGUGGGCAGAGGUUCCGUGUAAAGCAGUUCCUGAUAUUACAUUUGCGUAAAGCCCAUGCGGAUGUGUACGGAGGUGAGGAGAGCAGCAGAUACCUCUCCUGGACUGCACCAGUGGAGGAUCCCAUUGCUAACGGUGCUGAUCAGCAGCCUGCCAUUAAGUCAAAGAGCAAAGACGAUCGACGUGCAAAGGCAAACAGCAAACGGAAGCAAAUGACAGAAACAGACGGCCUGUUUCAAUGCACAGUGUGUAAAAAGCUGCUAAGUUCACAGAUGAGCCUCGUUCAACACUUCCGCAUCCACACAGGUGAGAAACCGCUCAGCUGCGAAGAGUGCGGCAAGAAAUUCCGCUGUCACCCCAUCUUGAUCAGCCACAGGAGGUCCGCCCACCCGGGGAAGAAGUACCAAUGCCUCAGGUGUGUCCAGCAAUUUGAGACCAUGGCCGAACGUAAGAGACAUCUGCUACAAGUCCACCAAUUCAAGAAACCCAACCCGCGGUCCCGCUGUCCUCGCUGUAACAGGACUUUCCACAACAGUAACUCCCUGAGGAUCCACUAUGAAACUGUCCAUGCCUGAGUCUGUCCACACAUGGCUCGGCCUAGUCAAGUUGGAGUGUUCAGCAGGACCGGGAUCAAUUACAUUCAGGAAGUCAGAUUGUUACGUCCAUUUGAAGUUACAUUUGUGAUUUGAAAAGUGCUGUUUAUUUUCAAUUAGUCUUUUUGUAAUCAUUGACUGGCUGAGUGAAAAGGGAAUUGACCCCAACCCUGGUGGCCAGUGAAUUUACAUGAUGCUGACAGAGGACGCUAAAAGAGCAAAAACUUGUGAUUUGGUGGUCAAUGUUUGUGAUAUGGUGCUUAAUAUGGGUAUCACUGAUCAAACUGUGAUAUGGGGUUGCAGGAUCACAUUUUUUUAAAGUCAGUGCCAGACCGGUUUAUGGCAUGAUUUCAACGUCUUGGAGCCAUGUUUUUAGUUUUAUGUUUUUAGUUUCAUGUAAACACGUCUCUAUCAUUUCUAUGUUAUUAUGACAAAUGUAACAUGUUCGUUGUACUGUACAUUCUCUAUGUUGUAAAGAAAAGCCCAGGGAAUAUACACUGCUCAAAAAAAUA